Molecule: messenger RNA, 231 nt
Organism: Dovyalis caffra
Lineage: Eukaryota; Viridiplantae; Streptophyta; Magnoliopsida; Malpighiales; Salicaceae
Source: the annotation of a GenBank genome assembly
AUGGCUUGCCGAUUGAAGUUUCUUCAGUACAGCCACUGCUUCUUCAUUAUGACCUUGAAGAAAAAGCCAUCUGGGAGACUUGCCCAGUACAUCCAAAUAUUGGUGGAGAAUGUGGCGAAGAAGGCAACCAGAGACAUGAUCAGACAUGAUAAGAGAAGAAAUUUUUGCGACCCCAAGAAAGAAUCAGCUAGCAUGGACGGUGUUAGCACACCAAUGACACAACCCAAGUAG